Molecule: messenger RNA, 2096 nt
Organism: Thecamonas trahens ATCC 50062
Lineage: Eukaryota; Apusomonadida; Apusomonadidae
Exons: 1
Coding region: 124-1866 (580 amino acids)
Biological process (GO): protein deubiquitination
Molecular function (GO): cysteine-type deubiquitinase activity
Source: RefSeq, a predicted model, not a curated record
CUGGUUGCGACGGCCACCGAGUCCGCAACGUAGACAUACCUCGUCGACGCUUUUGUUCUUUGCACUCUCACACACUUUCUGGCGGGUAACGCCUUGAAUCCGCCUUUACGCCCGCAGUUGUUGAUGUCACACACUCGCUACUCGGCUGGGCACAGACGGCCUAGGCUGGUCCACGGAACACCACCACAGCCGCGGCCGUCGAUGUCGCCUGCAUCGACCUACAGCCACAUGAGAGGCGGACGUAGCAUUCACCCGGAGCGGAGGCGCCGGAGGGAGCAUGUAGGUGGCUCUCUCUCGUCGCAUGUGUCGAUGGCGUCGACGGCGUCGACGGCAUCGGCGGCACGCACCUCGGCCCCGUACAGACACGGCUCAACAUCAUCACAUUCGUCAUUCACCGCCCAAGACCGGAGCAGGCAGCGGAUGACAACGUCAGCAACAACGAGACGGUCGACUGCGCCGGUGCUGACGUCAGUGGAGACAUCACCGACGUAUGCCCGUGGGUACGCGCCGCCGCCGUCAGCAGUGGCAGCCGGCGGGCGAAGCUCUAGGUCGAGCUCUCGAUUCUCGUCGAGCGCUGGCAUCGGGACGGGCGCCGGCUAUGCUCUUGAUCGAGGUAUGGGGCGUACAUCAGGCACGCCGUGGUACGCUGCUGAGAGUCCGUCGCGGUCGUCGCGAGCCGAUCGUCAGCGGCGGCGGGACGAGGCCGAUCCCGGCGCUCUGAGCAAGGCAGUGGGAGAAAGCGAGCGCGGCAGCGGCGAGGUCGGGCUGUCAAACUUGGGCAACACGUGCUUCAUGAACUCGAUCCUGCAGUGUCUUUCCAACUGCGGUCCGCUGCGGAACCUAUUCCUCUCGGACGAGGUGGGGAGCGCAAUCAACACAACGGCGUUCAAGACCAAAGGCCAGCUCGCAGUGGCGUUUGGCCUGUUGCUGCGGGAGAUGUGGCAGCAACGAGCAAGCUGCGUGGCACCGCGGUCGUUCAAGCGCGAGGUCGGAGCUUUUGCGCCGCGGUUCAUGGGCUUCUCGCAGCAAGACUCGCAAGAGUUCCUCCGAUUCCUCCUCGACGGCCUGCACGAGGAUCUCAACCGGGUUCGUGGCACCAAGCCUUACGCCGAACUCGACGAUGAUGAGCGGCUGACUGUGGCGCAAAAGGCGCAGCUCAUCUGGGACUACCACGUCUCGCGGGACGACUCAAUCAUUACUGAUCUCUUUCGCGGGCAGCUCAUUUCGACCGUGACGUGCAUGUCGUGCUCGGCAGUCUCGCAAGCCUUUGAUCCGUUUCUUGACAUCUCGCUCCCGAUUCCGGUGACGAACCAGGCGCCACGGACAUCGAUGCAAAGCAGGCGGUACGGGACCGGGUGGGGCGGAGGAGCGUACGGCUCGUCGGCACUCUCGUCGUCGACAGAGUCGUUCACCCUCGGCCAGUGUCUGGAGGCCUUUACUGAGGCCGAGGUUCUCGACGGCGAUGAAAAGUACUACUGCUCCAAGUGCAAGAAGCACCGCAAGAGUACCAAGGAGCUUGGCCUCUUUCGGCUCCCAGCUAUCAUGGUUCUCCACCUCAAGCGGUUCUCAGCGUCGACGUUCCGGCGCUCCAAGCUCACCAACAACAUCACGUUUCCGCUCGACGGCCUCGACCUCGGCUCGUACCUGGCACCCGAGGCGCCGUCGUCGGGCCACUCUGCCACCUACUCGCUCUUUGCCGUCUCCAACCACAUGGGCAGUCUUGGCGGUGGUCACUACACCGCGUACGCUCGGUCGCCAGACACCGACAGCUGGUUCCUCUUUGACGACGCGCGUGUGAGCUCCAUCUCGCCCACACGGGUCGGCGGUCCGUCGGCCUACCUGCUGUUUUACAUGCGGGACCCAUGAGGAGAUACAGCCUUGGCAGCUGAGCUUGUGCGCUAGCAACUGUACGUACGUGGGUUGGUGAUGUGCCGGGAACUGGGUCAGCGCCUGCUCCAUCUCUCCACAAACUCAGCCGUCAGCUCGAGGUAUCUGUCGCCAUAGCCGACGUAGGUGUAGUCGGUCGUCUCGCGUGCGACGGCCGGCUCGAUUUGUGUCCCCUCGCCCCACUCAUUGAACGAUGUGAUCGAGACAUA